Zeugodacus cucurbitae (melon fly) is the source of this 2759-nucleotide messenger RNA. RefSeq lists its product as uncharacterized. The coding region runs from base 533 to 979 and encodes 148 amino acids. The transcript is spliced from 4 exons. The record is from RefSeq and is a predicted model, not a curated record. Lineage: Eukaryota; Metazoa; Arthropoda; Insecta; Diptera; Tephritidae.
UCUUCUCACUUCUAUCUCUAGCGGCGGCGCGUUCACUUUUAUAUCAAUUGUUGUGCUAUGAAAUCAAUAAACAGUAACAUUUGUGGGUGCGUUGCAUGCGGUAGCAAAUUAUUCCUUAAAGUAUUGUUUGAAAAUAAAUAAAAAAGUGGAGUAAAAUAAUCGAAAAAAACAGCAAGCAGAAGCGGCUCAAAUCGAGAUCGAGAGAUUAGAAUUUGUCUUUUUUCCGCGAAAAGUGAAAGUUAUAUACUUAGAAGUCUUGAUAGAUGUGUCUAUCUACUGAUAGAAAACGACGUUGAAUCGUGUUAAUCGUGAUGAAAUAACAAAUAGUCGGCUAUAUAAAGCAACUCUCUUAUAUGAAUCUCUUAAUACGUACGAGAUUCUCAGGGCUAUAUGACGACAUGUUCUCGCUUACUUUGUAGCGCCUCUGCUACAUUUUUGGAUUUACCAUUUUCAUUAUCGCUACAGUUCUCCCCAGCGAACCUUCUUUUUGAGAGUCAAGUAUUAAUUUCGCUACAGCGCCUGCCAUAUUAUUAUGACAAGAAGUACAAUUUCCUGCCUAUUGUUAUAUUUCUUCAUACUAUGCUGUCUCUAUGAAGACCUCAAAGCGGCUGAUGAAGAUGAUGAUGCCUUCACACUGGUCUUUGGCAGUGAAUCAUCACUAGAGGAUGUGCAGCAAGAAAUCAACGAUGCCAAGGAAACUCUAACAGAAGUUUUAAGGAGCUUUAUCCAUCUAUUUGAGGACUAUGACAGCUUCGUUAAACGUUUUGACAAACUAGAUACUGCGCAGAGUAAACAAAAUGGCAAUUUGCAAAAACAACUGGAAACCAUUAUUGAGGAAAGUCUUGCGCUACAGAGCACGGAGCUUACGCAACAGCUGAUGACCGAACCAAAAUGGCUGCAGGACCAGAUGAGCGCUGAGCUGAAUUCAUUUAUCGAUGAAUUGCAAAAGAGCGAAAACAAAUUGCUUGUUAAAAACUAACAAAAAGCAGCGUGAAGUCAGGAAAAUUUCAUAUUUAUUUGAUAACAAAAUUGCAAGAGGACACAGCGACACUGAAUAAUAAUAAAAAAAAUGUUAAACUUAUGGAAUUGUAGACGCUUCUAAAAUUACUAAAGACUAUUAUAAAGAGUCUCCCGUGUAUAGAUUAAAAUAGGUAGCAAGCAACAGACCGGGUCACUAAGCAUGUCAAGUUCAAAACACUGUCGGUCAAUAGUAUAAACACAUGUGUCUCCAUUAUGUGAAAUCUUCAACUAAAUAACUUUUUUAUUUUUGCCAUAAAAUAGAGAAUUUUGCAAGCAAAUAUGUUAAUAUAUACAUACACAUACAUAUACACACGCACUUAAAUAGAACAAAAGCACGCACUGGCAGAGCGGGUGCACUGGCGCAGAAGAUUUGCGUGUAGGUGAAUCACUUGUUAAUAGCCGACAGGUUAAGACGAUCAGCGAAGCAAGAAAACCAUUUCCAAAGGUUGUGUUAAAGAAUGCGUGUAUGUGCUCUUAAUAGUAUGCAGUAGCAAAGCUGCUUUGUUGCUACAUUAAAAAAAAUUCAAAAAAAAAAAUCAGAAAGAAAAUUAAAACUUCACGCGUGUUUUUUCUUUUUUUUCAUUCAGAAGCAUUAAUAAGCCAAAUCAUAAAUCGGGUUUAAUGCACUGCUUUCGUUGUCAAGCAAUUAAAAUUUUAUUAAAAUCACAAUGGCAGAAGCAGUGGAGGCGGCCACUGUUUUUCAGACUAAAAAGAAUUAAUAGCUUGUGACUUUAAGCCACUGAUGUGGAAUGAACAAAGACGGAAUUUUAAAGUUCAAAUGCUGGGAAAUCCGCAUUUGGGUGCGUUAGUUCAAAAGUGUUGUUGCAAAUCUCGAUUUUGCACUGCGAAACGUAUAGAAGUGAUGAAAUAUACAUUUGGCAAAGAUCAGUAAUACGAUCACAAGAUGUCUACAAUCUAGAAAAGAAUCGAUAUAUCGAUAAAAGCAAUAUAAACGAACGAUAAAAUAUAAUUGUCAAAAAAUAGCAUAAAAAUGCAAAAAUAUUGCCAAUUAUCGAAUUUAAAAAUUAUCGAUAUAGAAUUAUCGUUAUCGAUUUUUUGAAAUAUCGAUAGUAAAUCUUAAAAAGGUGAUUCCUUAUUAGAAAUAUCGAAAUCUCAUAUGAAAAGUAUUGACAAUGAUUGGUAAAAUAUCAAUUGCCUAAAAAUCGAUAGAAAACUAUCGAUAUCAAAAAACAAAUAUCGAUAAAAGCCACAUAAGCAAACUUAAGUAUUAUCCAUAGAACAUAAUUAUCAAAAAUCACAUAAAAAAUGUAAAAAUAUUGCCAAAUAUCGAGUUUUAAAAUUAUCGAUAAAUAAGUAUUCACAUAUCGUUGUCGAAUUUUAUAAAUAUCGAUAGUAAAUUAUAAAAAUGUGAUGAUAUCGAUAGAAGAAUGAAUGAAAAUAAAUAUAUAAAUCGUUUUACGAAUUGUUAAAAAAUCGAUAACUCAUAGUAAAAUAUCAAUAUACUAUAGGAUACGUAAAAAUAUUGAUAACUCAUAGUAAAAUAUCAUUAUACUAGAAAAACUUGAAACACUCAAUAUUAAUGUUUGUAUAUGAAUUAGUUUAAGAAUUACAUUAACUAACGUAUCAACACUAGAGUAUUCUAAUAUGAUUACCAAACAAGCAAGCUAGUACUCUAAUGAUAGUAGCUUUACUAUAAUAAUUUUUCGAUAUUACUAAGUGUAUUAUGUCACUAACCUCAAAUAGUAAGCAAUGCAUUUUUUGUGCUCACUACUGUGAAA